Pan troglodytes (chimpanzee) is the source of this 9952-nucleotide messenger RNA. Its product is annotated as protein lin-28 homolog A-like. NCBI's taxonomy places the organism in Eukaryota, Metazoa, Chordata, Mammalia, Primates, Hominidae. The record is from RefSeq and is a predicted model, not a curated record. Gene Ontology annotation, cellular component: nucleus; cytoplasm. Gene Ontology annotation, molecular function: mRNA binding; zinc ion binding. Gene Ontology annotation, biological process: pre-miRNA processing.
AUGGCUAUAAACAACCGCUUUGAACCUUCUGGACAAGAAUGGACAAGUACAAGAAGGAGAGUGAAAUAUAUACUUAACAAUCAGGAUUCUAGUAAAUUCAGAUGUUGGUCUUCGGAGUUCUCCGGGGCCAGCAGCUGCCUGACCAGGGGCCCGGGGCCACGGGCUCAGCCGACGACCAUAGGCUCCGUGUCCACCCAGCAGUUUGCAGGUGGCUGCGCCAAGGCGGCAGAAGAGGCACCCGAGGAGGCGCCGGAGGAUGCGGCCCGGGCGGCGGACGAGGCUCAGCUGCUGCACGGUGAGGGCAUCUGUAAGUGGUUCAACUUGCACAUGGGAUUCGGCUUACUGUCCGUGACCGCCCGCGCCGUGGUCGCGCUCGACCCGCCAGUGGACGUCUUUGUGCACCAGAGUAAGCUGCCCAUGGAAGGCUUCCGGAGCUUGAAGGAGGGUGAAGCAGUGGAAUUCACCUUUAAGAAGUCAGCCAAGGGUCUGGAAUCCAUCCGUGUCACCGGACCUGGUGGGGCGUUCCGUAUUGGGAGUGAGAGGUAGCCAAAGGGGAAGAACAUGCAAAAGCGCAGAUCAAAAGACAGGUGCUACAACUGUGGAGGUCUAGACCAUCAUGCCAAGGAAUGCAAGAUGCCACCCCAGGCCAAGAAGUGCCACUUCUGCCAGAGCAUCAGUCAUAUGGUAGCUUCAUGUCCACUGAAGGCCCAGCAGGGCCCUAGCGCACAGGGAAAGCCAACGUACUUUCAGGAGGAAGAAGAAAUCCACAGCCCUGCCCUGCUCCCGGAGGCGCAGAAUUGAGCCACAAUGGGUGGGGGCUAUUCUUUUGCUAUCAGGAAGUUUUGAGGAGCAGGCAGAGUGGAGAAAGUGGGAAUAGGGUACAUUGGGGCUAGUUGGCACUGCCAUGUUUCUCAGGCUGGGGUUCACACCAUCACCCUUUCUUCCCUCUGUUGGGGGAAAGGGUGAGUCAAAGGAACUCCAACCGUGCUCUGUCCAAAUACAAGUGAGGGUUCUGGGGGCAACCAGGAGGUGGGAAUCACCCUACAAUCUGCAUGCUUUAUCUGAGGCUCCAUCCCCAGAAUUUCCAGCUUUUGAAAGUGGCCUGGAUAGGGAAGUUGUUUUCCUUUAAAGAAGGAUAUGUAAUAAUUCCCAUGCCAGAGUGAAAUGAUUAAGUAUAAGACCAGAUUGAUGGAGCCAAGCCACUGCAUCCUGUGGAAGGAAAUCUAUCAGGAGUAAGGCAGUGUUUUUUUAACAUCUUGUAUCCAUAUACCCACUUUUGGGAUAGGGUGCUGGCAACUGUCCCAAGCAAUGGGUAGUGAUGAUGGCAGAAAGGAUGUUUGGGGGAACAGCUGCAGACCUGCUGCUCCUAUGCUUACCCCUGCCCCAUUCUAGGCCAAUGUGAUUUUAUUUAUUUGCUCCCUUUGAUACUGCACCUUGAGUCCCACUUUCUCCAGGAUGCCAACUGAACUAGCUGUGUGCAAAUGAUGUAUCUUGUGCAGUUUAACUUUUUUUUCCUUAAUAUAAAUAUUCUGGUUUUGUAUUUUUGUAUAUUUUAGUCUGAGGCCAUCAUUUCCUGCACUGUAUUCUCAGGUGCAUGAGCAAUCUCAGGGAUAAGUCGGCAGCAGCUUGAGUUCUGCACAGCAGGAAUACUUAUUAUUAUACUUUAAGUUCUAGGGUACAUAUGCACAACGUGCAGGUUUGUUACAUAUGUAUACAUGUGCCAUGUUGGUGUGCUGCACCUGUUAACUUGUCAUUUACAUUAGGUAUAUCUCCUAAUGCUAUCCCUUGCCCCUCUCCUGACCCAACUAUACUACAAGGCUACAGUAACCAGAACAGCAUGGUUCUGGUACCAAAACAGAGAUAAUAUGACCAAUGGAACAGAACAGAGCCCUCAGAAAUAAUACCACACAUCUACAACCAUCUGAUCUUGGACAAACCUGACAAAAACAAGAAAUGGGGAAAGGAUUCCCUAUUUAAUAAAUGGUGCUGGGAAAACUGGCUAGCCAUAUGUAGAAAGCUGAAACUGGAUCCCUUCCUUACACCUUAUACAAAAAUUAAUUCAGGAUUAAAGACUUAAAUAUUAGACCUACAACCAUAAAAACCCUAGAAGAAAACCUAGGCAAUACCAUUCAGGACAUAGGCAUGGGCAAGGACUUCAUGUCUAAAACACCAAAAGCAAUGGCAGCAAAAGCCAAAAUUGACAAAUGGGAUCUAAUUAAACUAAAGAGCUUCUGCACAGCAAAAGAAACUACCAUCAGAGUGAACAGGCAACCUACAGAAUGGGAGAAAAUUUUUGCAGUCUACCCAUCUGACAAAUGGCUAAUAUCCAGAAUCUACAAAGAACUUAAAAACAUUUACAAGAAAAAAUCAAACAACCUCAUCAACAAGUGGGCGAAGGGUAUGAACAGACACGUCUCAAAAGAAGACAUUUAUGAAGCCAACAGACACAUGAAAAAAUGCUCAUCAUCACUGGCCAUCAGAGAAAUGCAAAUCAAAACCACAAUGAGAUACCAUCUCAUACCAGUUAGAAUGGCCAUUAAAAAGUCAGGAAACAACAGGUACUGGAGAGGAUGUGGAGAAAUAGGAACACUUUUACACUGUUGGUGGGACUGUAGACUAGUUCAACCAUUGUGGAAGAUAGUGUGGCAAUUCCUCAAGGAUCUAGAACUAGAAAUACCAUUUGACCCAGCCAUCCCAUUACUGGGUAUAUACCCAAAGGAUUAUAAAUCAUGCUACUAUAAAGACACAUGUACACGUAUGUUUAUUGUGGCAGUAUUUACAAUAGCAAAGACUUGGAAUCAACCCAAAUGCCCAAAAAUGAUAGACUGGAUUAAGAAAAUGUGGCAUAUAUACUCCAUGGUAUACUAUGCAGCCAUAAAAAAUGAUGAGUUCAUGUCCUUUGUAGGGACAUGGAUGAAGCUGGAAACCAUCAUUCUCAGCAAACUAUCACAAGGACAGAAAACCAAACACCACGUAUUCUCACUCAUAGGUGGGAAUUGAACAAUGAGAACACUUGGACACAGGAAGGGGAACAUCAUACACCAGAGACUAAAACUAUACUUUUUGUUGUUUUUGCCACUGUGGAGAUUGAUUAUUUGGAGUGCACAGCCUAUUGAACUACCUCAUUUCUACCAAUGAGAGCUGGCUUUUCUGCCAUAGUGUCCUCUUGAAACCCCCUCUGCCUUGAAAAUGUUUUAUGGGAGACUAGGUUUUAACUGGGUUGCCCCAUGACUUGAUUGCCUCCUACUGGAAGAUUGGGAAUUAGUCUAAACAGUAAAUGGUGGUACAGAGAGGCUAGGAGAGACUGGGCCAGGUGAAAGGCCCAGAGAGGAAGCCACGAUUAGGUGAGGGUUGACUAAUCCUAGGGCACAGGACAUGCUUUACACCCCAGUUCCAUUCUUCACCAGAUUAGGCUAGGCCUUCCAUGCACAACAGGGUAUGUGUGCUCAUAAAACUGGAGUUGGUAAGGAUAAGUUUUAAGACCAAUACCCUUAUACUUAAUCCUGUGCUGUCGAGGGAUGGAUAUAUGAAGUAAGGUAUCCUUAACCUUUCAAAAUUCAUGGGUUCCAGGUAGACACAUAAGCAAGGGCUUUGUGGUGCCUGGGACCUGCGUCCCGCCCUGCUGCAGUAGUGAUUAAUAUUGUCACGGUAGCUAAAGGAGAAAAAGGGGAUUUCGUUUAUAUGCUGUGAGAUCACCGCAAACCUACCUCACUGUGUUGAAACAGGACAAAUGCAAUAGAACGCAUUGGGUGGUGUGUGUCUGAUCCUGGGUUCUUGUCUCCCCUAAAUGCUGCCCCCCCCAGUUAUUGUAUUUGUCUGGGCUUUAUAGGAUUUCACUAAAUUGGUGAUUGCUAGGUGGCCUAGUUUGUAUAAGUAUAAUGUAUUAAUCUUUCUCCGUGUUCUUUGGGGGUUUUGUUUACAAACUUCUUUUUGUAUUGAAAGAAAAAUAGCUAAAGCAUCUUUGACAGAAGGUUCUAUACCAGGCAAAAAGAUCUGAAACAUUAGUUUGGGGGGGCCCUCUUCUUAAAGUGGGGAUCUUGAACUGUCCUUUGUUUUGUAUUCCCCUUCCCCUAUUACCUAUUAGACCAGAUCUUCUGUCCUAAAAACUUGUCUUCUAUCCUGCCCUCUUUUCUCUUCAUCCCCAAAAGAAAACUUACACACCCACACACAUACACAUUUAAUGUUUGGAGUGUCUCCACAACUCUUAAACGAUGUAUGCAAAAAUCCUGAAGAAGCUAAGAAAACCCUCCAUCCCUUGUUCCCAACUUCCUGAGUCAAGACCAUUACCCAUCCUUUCCCUUCCCUUUCCCCUUCCCCUUCCCUUCCCUUCAUCUUGCUCUGUUGCCCAGGCUGGAGUGCAGUGGCAUGCUCUUGGCUCACUGCAGCCUCCGCCUCUUGGGUUCAGGUGGUUCUCCUGCCUCAGCCUCCUGAGUGGCUGGGAUUACACGCGCCCGCCACACCCAGCUAAUUUUUGUAUUUUUAGUGGAGAUGGGGUUUCAUCGUGUUGUCCAGGCUGGUCUUGAGCUCCUGACCUCAAGUGAUCUGCCCGCCUCAGCCUCCCGGGGUGCUGGGAUUGCAGGUGUGAGCCACCGUGCCGGGCUGACCAUUUCUUGAUGUAUUCAUGCCAAACACUUAAGACACUGCUGUAGCCCGGGCAUGGUGGCUCACACCUGUGGUCCCAGCACUUUCGCAGGCUGAGGUGGGCGGAUCAUGUGUUCGGGAGUUCGGGACCAUCCUGGCCAGCAUGGUGAAACCCCAUCUCUGCUAAAAUACAGAAGAUUAGCCAGGUGUGGUGGCGCAUGCCUGUGGUCUCAGCUGCUCGGGAGGGAGGCUGGGGCAGGGGAAUCGCUUGGGCCAGGCGGUGGAGGGUAGGCGCAUGGAGGUUGCAGUGGGCUGAGUUCGCGCCACCGCACUCCAGCUUGGCAACAGAGCGGGACUCCGUCUCAAAAAAAAAAAAAAAAAAGACACUGCUGUAUUUUGGAUGGCUCAAACCUACUUAAUUUUUACUCCUAAAGUAGAGAGAUGCAACUGGGGGCCUUCCAUGUAGAAAUUGAGGUCAGCAGGCCAAGAAAGAGAAUAUGAAUGUAUAUACAAGUCACUCAGGAACUUUUAUACAGAAACUUAUGUCAAAGUGGCCACAAGAUUGUUUAAUAGGAGACAAAUGAAUGUAACUCUAUGUUUACUGCUAGAAACCAAAGCUUUGUGUAAAAUCUUGAAUUUAUGGGGAGGGAGGGUAGGAAAGCCUGUAGCUGUCUGUUCUUUUCCUGAUCCCUUUCCCUCGUUCCUGAACUGCAGGAGACUGAGCCCCUUUGGGCUUUGGUGAUCCCAUCACUGGGGUGUGUUUAUUUGAUGGUUGAUUUUGCUGUACUGGGUAUUUCCUUUCCCAUUUUCUAGUCAUUUUUUUAACACAUGCUGACGCUUCCAUUUCCUUCUCCUUUCCCUGGGAAAAUACAAUGAAUAAAUAAAGGCUUGUUGGUACUCAUACUGUAAAAAAAAAUUCAGAUGUUAAAAAACUUCUAAUAUAUUAUAAAACAGUCAAAUUUUCCCCCAAGGAGUUAGCAAGGUCAAACAUAUGAACAUAUGUACAAAUAUUUUAGUUAAUGGAACUGGAGGCCAUUAUCCUAACUGAAAUAUCUCAGAAACAGAAAGUCAAAUACUUCAUGUUUCCACUUAUAAGUGGGAGCUAAACAAUGGGUACAUGUGGUCCUACAGAGUGAAAUAAUAGACACUGGCGAUUACAGAAGGUGGGAGGGUAAAAGGAGGGUCAGGCUCAAAAAAAUUACCUGUUGGGUACAACGUUCGCUAUUCAGAAGAUGGGUAUGCUAAAAGCCCAGACUUCACCACGACACAAUGAAUGUGAAACCUGCACUUGUACUCUCUAAAAAAAAGAAAAAAUUCCCAAAACACUAAAAACUAGAUACAUUUAAAACAGACACAUGAAAAUUAUUAAAGUGUUCAGCUAACAAUACAGUAAAAACUGUAUUCAUUUUAAAAAAACUUUCAACUUUUGUUUUUGAUUUAGGGUAUACAUGUACAAGAUUGUUAUAAGGGUAUACUUCAUGGUGCUGAGACUUGGGGAACAACUGAACCCGUUAUCCAGAUAGUGAGCAUAGUAUCCAGUAGGUAGUUUCUCAUCCCUUACCCCACUUCCCUCCUUGCUCUAGUAGUCUCCAGUAUCUAUUGUUUCCAUCUUUAUGUCCAUGUGUACCCAAUACUUAGCUCCCUCUUAUAAGUGAGAACAUGCGGUAUUUGGUUUUCUGUUUCUGCAUUAAUUUGCUUAGGAUAAUGGCCUCCAGCUGCAUCCACUACCACAAAGGACAUGAUUGAUUUCAUUCUUUUUUAUUAUUGUGUAGUAUUCCAUAGUAUGUACAUACCAUGUUUUCUUUUCUUUUCUUUCUUUUUUUUUUUUAAACCCAGGGAAAACCUUUAUUUUUGUAUUUAGGUUCAAUGAAUGAACAGCCAUGCAGAAAUGUGAUUGGACACAAAGGAUCUGGCCUAACAGUGAUGGAUGGAGUGGGGAAACCUGGCAAGGCCACUCUGUACAAUUCCCCUUCCCCUGGGUAUGGGGCAGGACCCCUCGGGAAUGAGGGUCUUCCAGGGAGAAGGGAGAGAGUGACCUUGCUAGGUUUUAUGGCUGGCUUUGGGAGAGAGGAGUGCUGGUUUCUAUGACCUGCCUUGGGGAAAAAGAAUUGUGGUUUCUGUGACUCACUUUGGGGGAGAAAAGGGGGCAGGAACCAGGAGGGAAGGACAAAGACCUGGCUUCUGAGGCCUUCCAGUCUCCUCUGGGUCAGAAAAGUCCGCAUGCCAAGGUGCCAUACCUUGGGGUUUAAUGAGCCCUGACAGCAGGUCCUUGCAGAUUUCACAGGCAACUUGUGAUCCAAGUAAUUGGCUUUCAGUUCCCCAAUUUCAGAGGACUUUAGCAAAACCUGGUUGAAAUGGCCAAGUGUUAGAAGAACCUCUUCACAGUUGAAAUUCAUCGAGUUCUUUAGCUGAGGGCGUAAGAAUCCCAGAUGUAAGGUUAGCAAGAGUUAGGAGUUCUGGAGUCUUCCCUGCAUGCCCUGGCUCUUGAGCAUCAGUAGGCCAGAAGCUCACAUAUCUGAUCCUGCUGUGGUUCAGCAGGGAUGUGUUUUAGAGCAGCAUGUUCAGAAUGAAACUGGUGUACUUAGUCAAGCCUUGAGGGUCUUUUGAAGUCAUGCAUGGCCCACGCUGCCCUCAUGGGAACACAGGUGCUCCAGCACCUGAUGUGUUCAGGACUAGGUUGGGGGAAGCCUUAAUCCUGAAAACAUCCCCCUGCUGUCUAGACCAGCCUGCCCCAUGGCACUAUUCCAUAGUGUGCAUGUGCCACAUUUUCUUUAUCCAGUCUACCAUUGAUAGGCACUAGGCUGAUUCCAUGUCUUUGUUAUUGUGAAUAAUGCUGCGAUGAACAUAUAAGUGCAUGUAUCUUUUUGGUAGAAUGAUUUAUUUUCCUUUGGGUAGAUACCUAGUGUGUUAGUCCAUUCUCAUGCUGCUAUGAAGAAAUACCCAAGACUGGGUAAUUUAUAAAGAAAAGAGUUAAUCGACUCACAGUUCCGUAUGGCUGGGAGGCCUCAGGAAACUUACAAUCAUGGCAGAAGGCACCUCUUCACAGGGUGGCAGGAGAGAGAAUGAGUGCAAGCAGGGGAAAUGCCAGACACUUAUAAAACCAUCACAUUUCGUGAGACUCACUCACUAUCACAAGGACAGUAUGGGGGAAACCAUCCCCAUGAUCUAAUUACCUGCACCUGGUCUGGCUCUUGACAUGUGGGGAUUAUAGGGAUUACAAUUCAAGGUGAGAUUUAGGUAGGGACACAGAGCUAAACCAUAUAUCCUGUAAUGGGAUUGCUUCAUCGAAUGGUAGUUCUAUUUUUAGCUAUUUGAGAAACCUCCAAACUGCUUUCCACAGUGGCUGGACUAAUUUACAUUCCUACCAACAGUGUAUAAGCAUUCUCAUUUCUUUGCAACCUCACCAACAUUUGUUAUUUUUUGACUUUUUAAUAGCAGCCAUUUUGACUGGUGUGAAAUGGUAUCUCAUUGUGGUUUUGAUUUGUGUCUCUCUGAUUAGUGAGGUUGAACACUUUUGCAUAUGUUUGUUGGCUUCUCAUAUGUUUUCUUUUGAGAAAUAUCUGUUCAUAUUCUUUGCCCUCUUUUUAAUAGGGUUGUUUUUUGCUUGUUGAUUUAAGUUCCUUAGAGAUUCUAGAUAUUAGACCUUUGUUGGAUGCAUAGUUUGGGAAUAUUUUCUCCUAUUCUGUAGGCUGUCUUUACUCUGUUGAUAGUUUCUUUUGCUAUGUAGCAGCUCUUUAAUUAGGUCCCAUCUUUCAAUUUUUGUUUUCUUGCAAUUACUUUUGAGGACUUAGUCAUAAAUUCUUUACCAAUGCCAGUGUCCAGAAGGGUAUUUUCUACAAUUUCUUCUAGGAUUUUUAUAAUUUGAAGUUUUACAUUUAAGUCUUUAAUCCAUCUUGAGUUAAUUUUUAUAUAUGAUUAUAGGUAGAGGUCUAGUUUCAAUCUCUGUAUAUGGUUAGCCAGUUAUCCUAGCACCAUUUUGAAUAGGGAGUCCUUUCCCUGCUGCUUAUUUUGUUGACUUCGUCAAAGAUUAGUUGGUUAUAGGUUUGCAGCUUUAUUCCUGGGUUUUCCCUUCUGUUCCAUUGUUCUAUGUGUCUGUUUUUGUACUAGUAUCAUGCUGUUUUGGUUACUGUAGCUUUGUAGUAUAGUUUUAAGUUGGGUAAUGUGAUUCCUCUGGAUUUGUUCUUUUUUUUUUUUUUUUUUGGGAUACAGAGUCUCACUCUGUUACCCAGGCUGGAGUACAGUGGUGCCAUCUUGGCUCAAUGCAACAUUUGCCUCCCUGGUUGAAUCAAUUCUUGUGCCUCAGCCUCCCAGUAGCUGGGACUACAGGUGUGCACCACCAUGCCCAGCUAAGUUUUUGUAUUUUUUAGUAGAGACAGGGUUUUCCCAUGUUGACCAUGCUUGUCUAGAACUCCUGGCCUCAAGUGAUCCAACCACCUUGGCCUCACACAGUGUUGGGAUUACAGGAGAGAGCCAUCACGCCUGGCCUGGCUUUGUUGUUUUUUUAUUUGCUUCAGAUUCAAGCCUCUUUUUGGUUCAAUAUGAAUUUUACAAUGGUUUUUCUAAUUCUGUGGGAAAUAAUGUUGGUAGCUUGAUAGGAGUAAUGUUUAAUCUCUAGAUUGCUUUGGGUAGUAUGGACAUUAUAAUGAUAUUAAUUCUUCUAAUCCAUCAGCAUGGAAUGUUUUCCCAUUUAUGUCAUCUAUGAUUUCUUUCAGCACUGUUUUUUAGUUCUCCUCAUAAAGAUAUGUGACCUUCUUGGUUAGAUGUAUUCCUAGAUAUUUUUUUUUAUGGCUAUUGUAAAUGGGGUUGUAUUCUUGAUUUGGCCCUCAGCUUGAAUAUUAUUGGUGUACAGAAAUGCUAGCAAUUUGCAUAUUCAUCUUAUGUCCUGAAACUUUACUGAAGCCAUUUUAUAAGUUCUAGGAGACUUUUGGCAGAGUCUUUAGGGUUUUCUAGGUACAGGAUCAUAUCCUCAGUGAAUAGAGAUGAUAUGACUUCCUCUCCUAGUUCUAUGCCUUUUAUUUCUUUCUUCUGACAGAUUGUUCUUGCUAGGACUUCCUGUACUAUGUUGAAUAGGAAUGGUGAGAGUAGGCAUCCUUGUCUUGUUCCAAUUCUGGGAAUGCUUCCAGGUUUUGCCUGUUCAAAAAACUAUAUUGACUCAAAAAAAAAAAAAAAAAAAAAAAAAAAAAAAACGGAACUACUCACAUAAGCUAUGUUUAAGGGUAUGACUCUAAGAAGGGUUUAAAUCAUUAAAAACUUCGUUACAAAACAAAAAAAUUAUAGCAAUAAAUGAAUUGAUUACUCAGUUACAUAGGAUCUUGCUACAUAAAAAGUGUUCUUAUAUAACACUAUGGCAUGCCAGGCAAUGUUCUCAAUU